ACAGUACUGUAAGAUUUGAAAGACAUCAUGUCAAAUUGUUCAGAAGAGAGCGCUAACGUAACAAAACGUGAUAACAAUUAUGAAGUAGUGGAACUGACUGGACAUGGCCGAUACCACCAGCUGGUUCUGGUUGCUUGCUGCAUCAUCAGCAACGGCGUGGCACUGGAUAUGUUCGGCUUCAGCAUCGUUGUGACGGCGGCCGCCUGCGAUCUGCAGCUUGACAUCACACAGAUUGGAAUACUGGCCUCAGCGCCAUUUGCAGGAGUUUUGUUCGCGUUUCCGUGGGGCUAUUACGCGGACACCGGUGGCAGAAGACGUGCGCUGUUGCUGUCCACAACUGUUGGCUUCACCUUCGCAGCUCUCAGCAGCUUCUCUAUCAACUGGCAGAUGAUGCUCGCAUUUAAAAUAAUUGGAUCCAGUUUUUCAUCAUCAUCGUUCACCUUGGUGAUGACUUACUUAGGAGAGAGCAUCGGCAGCGCGCGACGUAGUCAAUACCUCUUUAUCAUGAACAGCAUGAACCUGGCCUCGGAGAUAGCGUCAUUUGGUCUUGCACUGUUCAUUUUGCCACUAACGUUCCAUUGGUCAGUACCAUGGCUUCACGUAACAUUACGCGCCUGGAGGCUGUUUACAUUUAUCAUUGCUGUACCAUUGGGAGUAGGCGCUGUGUUAUUAUUCUACCUCUAUGAAAGUCCAACAUUUCUAGCCAAUAAAGGUGAUACUGAAGAAGCUAUAAAAGUGUUGCGGAAAAUCUUCGUAUUCAACGGUGGAGAUGAAAAAGAAGAAUUCGUGAUUGGACACCUAAAACACAGUGAAUCAGUAAAACUCAAAGAGACAAUCUGGCAAUCGUUAAAGAACAAACUGUGCCACUGUUCCAACCUCCGUUAUUGUGGAGAACUUUACAGUUGUUUUAUUUAUUGGUUAUUUGUUGUACAACGAAUAAUGUGUUUCUUAUGUGGUACCCGACUAUGGUGAAUUUGUUUUUCAAUUCAGUGUCUAGUGGCUCUAAGGAUAUGGGCUUCUGUGAAGCUGUGGUCCAAAACAUAACGACUGAUAUAAAU
Papilio machaon (common yellow swallowtail) is the source of this 1058-nucleotide messenger RNA. Its product is annotated as synaptic vesicle glycoprotein 2B. Gene Ontology annotation, biological process: transmembrane transport. Gene Ontology annotation, molecular function: transmembrane transporter activity. NCBI's taxonomy places the organism in Eukaryota, Metazoa, Arthropoda, Insecta, Lepidoptera, Papilionidae. The record is from RefSeq and is a predicted model, not a curated record.